This is a messenger RNA of Pundamilia nyererei, 1496 nucleotides long. RefSeq names its product forkhead box L2-like (gene foxl2l). The transcript has a single exon. Gene Ontology annotation, molecular function: RNA polymerase II cis-regulatory region sequence-specific DNA binding; DNA-binding transcription factor activity, RNA polymerase II-specific. Bases 112 to 918 code for a protein of 268 amino acids. Gene Ontology annotation, biological process: cell differentiation; regulation of transcription by RNA polymerase II; anatomical structure morphogenesis. The record is from RefSeq and is a predicted model, not a curated record. NCBI's taxonomy places the organism in Eukaryota, Metazoa, Chordata, Actinopteri, Cichliformes, Cichlidae.
GUGUGUAUGUGUCCGUGUGCACCUGCAGACACAAUCAUAGAGCUGCCUUGCUUACCGGGCAGAUAGCAGUCGCAGCCGGACCCACAAACAAACCGAUAGCUUACCUGAGUCAUGGAUGCAGAGAAGUCCCCCCAAGGUGCGCAGAUUCUGGACAUCGGCUCAAACUCGCCCCCUUGUGAGCCUAAAGGUGCGCAGGAGACCGGACAGCUGGAGAAGCCGCCGUAUUCAUACGUGGCUCUCAUCGCCAUGGCCAUCAAGGACAGCGAGAACAAGAGACAGACUCUGAGCGGGAUCUAUCAGUAUAUAGUGUCCAAGUUCCCCUACUACGAGAGGAACAAGAAAGGCUGGCAAAACAGCAUAAGACACAAUUUGUCUCUCAACGAGUGCUUCGUCAAGGUGCCCAGGGACAGCGGAGGGGACAGAAAGGGCAACUACUGGAUGCUGGACCCCGCAUUUCAGGACAUGUUUGAGAAGGGAAACUUCCGACGGCGGAGGAGGGUGCGGAGACCCUACAGACCCCCGAGUGUGCCUUACCUGGGCGGGAAUCCCGUGGAGUACUCUGAGUCGCUCUACCUGCAGCCUUACGUGAGCAGCUCCUGGAGCAUGUGCCAGCCCGGCUCGACCCCACCGACGGGAUAUGCGUCAGCUACGGUCAGCACGGGACACAGCCGCAGCGUGUCCCCGGGCACCUCCAUGACCUCCUACUGCACCCCUCCUCCCCACUUUCACCAUCCUCACUACGGCGCUUACUGCCGCCACCCGCCCGUGCUGGUCCCCCACAACGGGUAUCCUUACGGCGGGGUGACCCAACCGAUGAGCCCGGAUGGAGGCACCGUUUCCGUGGCUUGCAGCUACCAGCAGUUCACCUCCUACGGCAGGCCAGCGGACCCAGCCCUGGCUUAUUUAAUGGACCAGUAGGACUUUUGAGUUAUUUUGUGCUUUGAUGGCAAGUUCACAUCUGAGUUCGCCUCUCACCAUUUCAGUUCGGCUGUCACUGGUUUGUCAGGUACUUGGUUUAGUUUGGCAGUUUCAUAUGUCUGUUAUAAAUAAUGCUGUUGAUGAUUUUGUUUGUAUAGAUUUUGUACAGUUUUUAUAAAGUUUGGGUUUUUGUAAGAAUUACAGACGGCAGGUCUACCAUAUACCAUGUCAUUUUACUUCAAACGUGCCCCCAUCAAGUGUAAACGGCAGGAAGACAGCUGAUCUAAGUCUGAGGUUUGAGGUUUGCAUUUUUAUUUUGUAAUUUUUUUUUACUGCGGGUUAUAGGCUUACAAAUAAGCAAACUUUUGUUCUUUUUCUCUGUUUUUUUAUAUUGGUAUAUAAUUUUGAAUAGGCCUGUACGUUUGCUGUAACGUUAUUUAUUUGUUUUCUCCGGAUUUAUCCAAAUGUGUGAGCUGCUAUAAAAGAUGAAUGACAUUCAAGCACUGACCCGUUUUCUCAUUCGAUUGUGAAUGUUUGUUUGAUGUAAAAUACAUCACGUUUGUUCAAAUAAAGUUAUU